AUGGAUAAAGGAGAGCGGGAUUUACUGGAGGAACGUUCAAAAACUCUGCGGGUCGAAUUAAAGGUAUGGGAAAAGGACUUUCAGAACAAUAAUCAAGGGCGCAAAGCAGCUAGGGAGGAUAUCAAAGCCAACCCUGACAUUGCCUCUAAGUAUAAAGAGUUCAAUAAGGUACGCGAUAUACUUGCUGGAAAGAUUUCGCACAUACCUCCAUCGGCCCCUAAAGCGACGCCCCGAAAGAGAAGACAUGAAGAGAAUCACAAUGAAACUCCCCAAAAACGGUUACUUGUUGACAGGACACCGUCGAAGAAUACAAUGUUACCAUGGGACGUCGACCCUUAUCAUUCUCCUUCCAUUAUGAGGAAUUUGUUUGCUACACCUUCUAAGAAAAUGGCAAUUGGGCCGACACCACAAAAGGAUGGACAGGUGCUUGGGUUAUUUGAUUUGGAUCCAGAUAGUGCCGCAGAUUCCCCUUCUACUGCUCACGGAACAGCAGGAAAGUUAGCUGCAACACAAUCUACACCUCGAAAAACUGGAAUGACCCCAGGAAGUACAAGAGCAAUCAUGCAUAGCAAUACACCGUCAUCGAGAAGGACUUUACUAUUCAGCACACCUUCAAAAAAUAAAACUGCCCAUGAUCACGGAUCAAAUACACCUUCUUCAGUAUCAAAACUACAUUUCAAUACACCGUCCUUUUUAAGAAGAGAUAGUCAACGAAUACGACUGCCAGCUGUUGAUGAAAAUGAAGAAGACCCACCCGACUCCCCAGAGAUGGUUCGAGGACCUCAAAGACCAAUGAUCAAAAGUUUAAGCAGUAUGCUUGCUGGUCUGCGAAAAAUGGAAGAAGAUGCUGCGGACGAUGAUUUGGAGGCUUUGAAUCAAAUGGAAGCCGAAAUGGCCAAUACCUCGAAGUCUAUACCAAAACCAAAACCAAGACUACAAGAAACAGACUCAUCAAAUAUCCCAGCAUCAAAACCCCCAGCUAAAGACUCUCUUCCGGAAGAUACAAGCGUAGUCGACAGCCAGCCACGAGAAUUGCUGGGCGGUUUUGAUGAUGAAGCUAAGUACGAUUCCGAACCUGAAGAAGCGACGAAUGCGCAUACAAGCACAUUUAAAAAGAAAGGUCAAAAGCGCACCACCCGUCGCGUAAAUCUGAAACCAAAUCGUACGAAGCCCUCCCAACCUAUGCCACCUACCAACCACUACGAUGCCUCAGAAAGCGAAGACGAGCUUGCCCUCCCUGACGACCACCUCGAAACUAUCCCGGAAACUCAACUCGACGAUGAGAUUCCCCGGCCUGAGGAUGACGAAUUUCCCCAACCUGAUGAAUUUUUGCCUGACGGUCGAAAUUUCGACUCCGACUCUGCCUCUGAAUACACUGCUUCAGAAGGAGGAACACGGUACAGAAGACCAGAUCAGGAUAAGACAAAAAAGAGUAGAGAGGUGAACAAGGAAGGAAAGGUUAAAAAGGCUGCCAGGAAAGUUAAGGCUACGGCAGGCAGUUUGCAAAACUUCAAGAGGUUGAAGUUAAGGAACAGUGGAGCGAAAGGAGGACCAGGGGUUGGCAGUAGAUUCAGAAGGAGGAAGUAG
This is a messenger RNA of Sclerotinia sclerotiorum 1980 UF-70, 1587 nucleotides long. RefSeq lists its product as hypothetical. Gene Ontology annotation, cellular component: DNA replication preinitiation complex. Gene Ontology annotation, biological process: DNA replication; mitotic DNA replication preinitiation complex assembly; DNA replication initiation. The record is from RefSeq and is a predicted model, not a curated record. The transcript is spliced from 2 exons. The coding region runs from base 1 to 1587 and encodes 528 amino acids. Gene Ontology annotation, molecular function: single-stranded DNA binding; DNA replication origin binding. Lineage: Eukaryota; Fungi; Ascomycota; Leotiomycetes; Helotiales; Sclerotiniaceae.